GGGGCGGGGGGCGGGCAAGCAGAGGAUUUCGCUUGCUCUGUGAGAUCCAGGACGUGCUGGCGGCGCCGUUUCAGAGCAGAGACUGUCAGUUUCGGAUCCGAGGAUGGCGAUGGCAAAGCUUACCGGAGUUCCUUGUCAAAUUAAAGCUGUCACAGAAUAAAUCCCGCUGCCUGCUGCGAGGCCCCCGCCCCGCGCACUGCAAACUUCAGUGAGCGAACUGGGUAAUCAGUGUUUGGAUAUGCAGAUCCUUGAUUUAAAAGGCGGGGUGACCCUCCCAAGAACCUCUCCCGGGGGCCGAAGCCCGCAGGUGCAGUGAGGCGCGCGGGCGCGCGCGCGCGGGUGAAGACGCCUAGCCCGGGGGAGAGGAAGCCGGGGCGCCCGGCGGGGUCUGGCGGCCGUGCACCGGCGGCUCGUCUCCGGCGGCGGCGGUGGAUGAUGGUGGCGGCCGGCGUGCUGGUCUGUGUGAGUGCGUCGCCGCGGAAAUCAGCGCCCGGCGCUGCACGCUGAGCCCUUUGCAGGUCCUCCGCAGCCCGAGACUUGGCGAGGACAGACCCGGCGCGCAGGGGCCGCGGACCGGUGCGCUGGGGACCCGGGGGCUAGUGGGGUCGGCUUAUCAUGGCGGAUCGGACAGCUCCCAGCUGCCAGCUCCGGCUGGAGUGGGUGUACGGGUACCGGGGUCACCAGUGCCGCAACAACCUGUACUACACCGCCGGCAAGGAGGUGGUCUACUUUGUGGCUGGGGUCGGGGUGGUUUACAACACCCGCGAGCACAGCCAAAAAUUCUUCCUGGGACACAACGACGACAUUAUCAGCCUUGCCUUACAUCCAGAUAAAACUCUUGUUGCGACUGGCCAAGUUGGGAAGGAACCAUAUAUAUGUAUAUGGGAUUCCUAUAAUGUCCAAACUGUGUCUAUUCUUAAAGAUGUCCACACACAUGGAGUUGCCUGCCUGACUUUUGACUCGGAUGGACAGCGUUUAGCCUCUGUGGGAUUGGAUGCCAAAAACACAGUCUGCAUUUGGGACUGGAGGAAAGGAAAACUUCUGGCCUCAGCUACUGGCCACUCUGACCGGAUUUUUGAUAUUUCCUGGGAUCCGUAUCAGCCAAACAGAGUGGUUAGCUGUGGAGUGAAACACAUAAAGUUUUGGACGCUAUGUGGAAAUGCCCUGACUGCAAAAAGAGGAAUAUUUGGCAAAACUGGGGAUCUUCAGACCAUCCUUUGCCUUGCAUGUGCCAAAGAAGACAUCACCUACUCUGGUGCUUUAAAUGGCGACAUCUAUGUCUGGAAAGGGCUCAAUUUAGUCCGCACCAUUCAAGGAGCGCAUAGUGCUGGAAUCUUCAGCAUGUAUGCUUGUGAAGAAGGCUUUGCUACUGGUGGACGAGAUGGAUGUAUACGAUUAUGGGAUACUGAUUUCAAACCAAUAACCAAAAUUGAUCUCAGGGAGACAGAACAAGGAUAUAAAGGCCUCUCUAUCCGGAGUGUGUGCUGGAAAGCAGACCGCCUCCUAGCAGGGACCCAGGACAGCGAGAUAUUUGAAGUAAUCGUGCGAGAAAGGGACAAACCAAUGCUGAUCCUGCAGGGUCACUGUGAGGGGGAGCUCUGGGCUCUGGCCCUGCACCCCAAGAAGCCACUGGCCGUGACGGGCAGUGAUGACCGCUCUGUCAGGCUGUGGAGCCUGGCUGACCAUGCCUUGAUUGCCCGCUGUAACAUGGAGGAAGCAGUUCGCAGCGUUGCUUUCAGCCCUGAUGGAUCUCAGUUGGCCCUGGGCAUGAAGGACGGAUCUUUCAUUGUUCUCCGAGUCAGAGAUAUGACAGAAGUGGUUCAUAUCAAAGAUCGAAAAGAAGUCAUUCAUGAAAUGAAAUUUUCUCCAGAUGGUUCUUAUCUCGCAGUGGGAUCCAAUGAUGGCCCAGUAGACGUCUAUGCUGUCGCCCAGAGAUAUAAGAAAAUUGGAGAAUGCAACAAGUCUCUCAGUUUCAUCACACACAUUGACUGGUCUUUGGAUAGUAAAUACUUGCAAACUAAUGAUGGUGCUGGAGAACGGCUGUUCUACAAAAUGCCAUCUGGGAAGUCUUUAACAAGUAAAGAAGAAAUCAAAGGGAUUCCCUGGGCUUCCUGGACAUGUGUGAAAGGCCCAGAAGUGAGUGGAAUUUGGCCAAAAUACACUGAUGUCACUGACAUCAACUCAGUGGAUGCAAAUUACAACAGUUCAGUGUUGGUGUCUGGAGAUGAUUUUGGACUGGUUAAAUUGUUUAAAUUUCCUUGUCUCAAAAAAGGAGCCAAAUUUAGAAAGUAUGUGGGCCAUUCUGCACAUGUUACAAACGUCCGCUGGUCUCAUGACUUUCAGUGGGUAUUAAGCACAGGAGGGGCUGACCACUCAGUUUUCCAGUGGAGAUUUAUUCCAGAAGGUGUCAGCAAUGGCCUGCUGGAAACUGCACCCCAGGACGGUGGCACUGAUUCCUACAGUGAAGAAUCUGAUUCGGAUUUAUCUGACGUGCCAGAGUUGGACUCUGAUAUUGAGCAAGAAACUCAAAUCAAUUAUGAUCGCCAGGUUUACAAAGAAGAUCUACCUCAGCUAAAGCAGCAAAGUAAAGAGAAAAACCAUGCAGUGCCCUUCCUCAAACGAGAAAAGGCUCCUGAGGACAGCCUGAAACUCCAGUUCAUACACGGUUACAGAGGCUACGACUGUAGGAACAAUCUGUUCUACACACAAGCUGGAGAAGUGGUCUAUCACAUUGCUGCCGUUGCUGUCGUGUACAACAGGCAGCAGCACUCGCAGAGGCUAUACCUGGGGCACGACGAUGACAUUCUCAGCCUGACCAUUCAUCCAGUGAAGGACUACGUGGCCACUGGGCAGGUUGGAAGAGAUGCAGCUAUUCAUGUCUGGGAUACACAGACUCUAAAAUGUUUGUCACUGUUGAAAGGACAACAUCAGAAAGGAGUGUGUGCCCUCGAUUUCUCAGCUGAUGGAAAAUGUCUGGUGUCGGUUGGUUUAGACGAUUUUCACAGUGUUGUGUUUUGGGACUGGAAAAAGGGAGAAAAGAUAGCUACCACCAGAGGACAUAAAGAUAAGAUAUUUGUGGUAAAGUGUAAUCCACACCAUGUUGACAAACUGGUAACAGUUGGGAUCAAGCACAUCAGAUUCUGGCAACAAGCAGGUGGGGGCUUCACCUCUAAGAGAGGAAUUUUUGGAAGUGUUGGAAAAUUGGAAACAAUGAUGUGUGUUUCUUAUGGGCGAAUGGAAGAUCUGGUGUUCUCAGGAGCAGCUACUGGAGAUAUUUUUAUUUGGAAAGAUAUUCUCCUACUGAAGACAGUGAAAGCUCAUGACGGGCCUGUGUUUGCUAUGUAUGCAUUGGAUAAGGGUUUUGUAACAGGUGGAAAGGAUGGAAUUGUGGAACUCUGGGAUGAUAUGUUUGAAAGAUGCUUGAAGACUUAUGCCAUUAAAAGAGCAGCCUUGUCAACUAGCUCAAAAGGCUUGCUUUUGGAAGAUAAUCCUUCAAUUCGUGCCAUCACUUUGGGACAUGGACAUAUCCUGGUGGGAACAAAAAAUGGAGAGAUCCUGGAAAUUGAUAAAAGUGGCCCAAUGACACUGCUUGUUCAGGGGCACAUGGAAGGAGAAGUGUGGGGCCUGGCAGCUCACCCCCUCCUGCCCAUCUGUGCAACAGUGAGCGAUGAUAAAACCCUCCGGAUCUGGGAAUUAUCCUCCCAGCACCGUAUGCUGGCAGUGAGGAAACUCAAAAAAGGUGGAAGAUGCUGUGCCUUCUCCCCAGAUGGGAAAGCCUUAGCAGUUGGCUUGAAUGAUGGGAGUUUCCUGGUUGUAAAUGCUGACACUGUCGAAGACAUGGUCUCCUUCCAUCACAGAAAAGAAAUGAUCUCUGAUAUUAAAUUUUCAAAAGAUACAGGAAAAUACCUUGCCGUGGCAUCCCAUGAUAACUUUGUGGAUAUUUACAACGUCCUGACAAGCAAAAGGGUUGGCAUCUGUAAAGGUGCCUCUAGUUAUAUUACACACAUUGACUGGGACUCUAGAGGAAAAUUACUGCAAGUUAAUUCAGGUGCCAAAGAACAACUCUUCUUUGAAGCUCCAAGAGGCAAACGGCAUAUAAUAAGACCUUCCGAGAUUGAGAAGAUAGAGUGGGACACGUGGACCUGUGUGCUGGGGCCCACCUGUGAGGGCAUCUGGCCAGUGCACAGCGACGUGACUGAUGUCAAUGCUGCCAGCCUCACCAAAGACUGCUCCCUCUUAGCCACAGGAGAUGAUUUUGGUUUCAUUAAGCUUUUCUCAUAUCCUGUCAAGGGCCAGCAUGCGAGAUUUAAGAAGUAUGUGGGGCACAGCGCCCAUGUCACCAACGUGAGAUGGCUGCACAAUGACUCUGUGCUGCUCACCGUGGGCGGCGCUGACACGGCCCUGAUGAUCUGGACUCGGGAGUUUGUGGGGACCCAGGAGAGCAAGUUGGUGGACAGUGAGGAGUCGGACACCGAUGCAGAGGAGGAUGGAGGCUAUGACAGUGAUGUCGCUAGAGAAAAGGCUAUUGACUACACCACCAAGGUCUAUGCUGUGAGCAUCAGGGAAAUGGAAGGCACCAAACCGCACCAGCAAAUGAAAGAAGUUUCGGUGGAAGAAAGACCACCUGUUAGCAGAGCGGCUCCCCAGCCUGAGAAGCUCCAGAAGAACAACAUCACCAAAAAAAAGAAACUGGUUGAGGAGCUGGCUCUCGACCACGUGUUUGGCUACAGAGGCUUUGACUGUCGCAAUAACCUGCAUUACCUGAAUGACGGUGCCGACAUCAUCUUCCAUACAGCCGCAGCCGGCAUCGUUCAGAACCUCUCCACAGGGAGCCAGAGCUUCUACCUGGAGCACACGGAUGACAUCCUCUGCCUGACGGUGAACCAGCACCCCAAGUACAGGAACGUGGUGGCCACCAGCCAGAUAGGGACGACACCUUCCAUCCACGUGUGGGACGCCAUGACCAAGCACACCGUGUCCAUGCUGCGGUGCUUCCACUCGAAGGGCGUCAACUAUGUCAACUUCAGCGCCACCGGGAAGCUGCUGGUGUCAGUGGGUGUGGACCCCGAGCACACCAUCACCGUCUGGCGCUGGCAGGAGGGUGCCAAAGUUGCCAGCCGAGGGGGCCACCUGGAGCGCAUAUUCGUGGUGGAAUUUCGCCCUGACUCAGACACGCAGUUUGUGUCGGUUGGGGUCAAACACAUGAAGUUCUGGACCCUGGCAGGCAGCGCCCUGCUUUACAAGAAAGGGGUCAUCGGGUCUAUGGAGGCCGCCAAGAUGCAGACGAUGCUGUCCGUGGCCUUCGGUGCUAACAACCUCACUUUCACGGGUGCCAUCAAUGGUGACGUCUAUGUGUGGAAGGACCACUUCCUCGUCCGGCUGGUGGCCAAGGCUCACACAGGCCCCGUCUUCACCAUGUACACGACCCUUCGGGACGGGCUCAUCGUGACUGGCGGGAAAGAGCGGCCGACCAAAGAAGGAGGUGCUGUGAAACUGUGGGACCAGGAGAUGAAGCGCUGUCGGGCCUUCCAGCUGGAGACGGGGCAGCUAGUGGAGUGUGUGCGCUCCGUGUGCCGCGGCAAAGGAAAAAUUUUAGUGGGAACCAAGGAUGGAGAAAUCAUUGAAGUUGGUGAAAAAAACGCUGCUUCCAACAUCUUGAUUGAUGGACACAUGGAAGGGGAGAUCUGGGGCCUGGCCACACAUCCCUCCAAGGACAUCUUCAUCUCCGCCAGCAAUGACGGCACAGCCCGCAUCUGGGACCUGGCUGACAAGAAGCUGCUAAACAAGGUGAGCCUGGGCCACGCAGCCCAGUGUGCAGCCUACAGCCCGGACGGGGAGAUGGUGGCCAUUGGCAUGAAGAAUGGAGAGUUUGUUGUCUUGCUGGUGAACAGCCUGAAAGUUUGGGGGAAGAAGAGAGACCGGAAGUCUGCUAUUCAAGAUAUCAGAAUCAGCCCAGACAGCAGAUUCUUAGCCGUUGGUUCUUCUGAACACACAGUUGACUUCUAUGACCUCACUCAGGGCACAAGUUUGAACCGCAUCGGCUACUGCAAAGAUAUCCCCAGCUUCGUCAUUCAGAUGGAUUUUUCUGCAGAUGGCAAGUACAUCCAGGUGUCCACAGGAGCCUACAAGCGCCAGGUACAUGAAGUUCCCCUGGGGAAGCAGGUCACCGAAGCUGUGGUCAUUGAGAAGAUCACCUGGGCCUCCUGGACAAGGAAGCCUUGUCACACACCUCACACCUCUUCCUGUUGGAACAGCAUUCUGGGAGACGAAGUCAUUGGCAUCUGGCCGCGAAAUGCAGACAAGGCUGACGUCAACUGCGCCUGUGUGACCCACGCAGGGCUGAACAUCGUCACGGGAGACGACUUUGGGCUGGUGAAGCUCUUUGAUUUUCCAUGCACAGAGAAAUUUGCCAAACAUAAGCGUUACUUCGGUCACUCAGCUCAUGUGACGAACAUCCGUUUCUCUCAUGACGACAAGUAUGUAGUCAGCACUGGAGGAGACGACUGCAGGUUGGCCUGGGAUUGGAGUGAAGCCAAGGGCAGGUCAGAGCUACUCAGCAUUGCUGGUUGGAGGGGCAGGUGCUGAGAGACCCAACCUCCACGCGGCGAUUUCAGUAGGAGCUGUGGGCUGUUGCAUAUAAUCAGGAGCUUGGAGUGACCUUGAUCCACGGGCCUUGUAACUCAGAACUUCCAGUUCAUCACUAGAGUUCUUACAUGGAUGAUUAAUCCGCAACUCUGUGAGAGGUUUAUAAGUAGUAAUAUUGGGCCUCAGUCACGCAGAACACAUUACCCGAUUUUACACGUGAGAUCAGACAAGGAGUGAAGACAUUAGGACCAGUGCUGGUUAGCAGCCGGAGAACCUCCACCAGCUGUGUGGACUCCUAAACUGGGUCUGCCCCUAACCUUCACCACUGCUCAGUGAGAAACAGGCCUCAUGCUCUGGGAGGCAUGACUGGUCUUCCGAGCUUUUGGAAGGACCCCCUAGCAGCCUACUCCAGAGAUGCUAUCCAAGGAGCUCUCUCGUGUCCCUCCACCAAGGGCCUUUCUUAUUUGGAGUGUGGGGGACCAGCACGAGGUCAUCCGAAGUCAUUCGGCUUCUCCACAUCUCAUGUAGAUGAAGAGCUUUACAGAAACAUGAAUACAGUUUUCUGUUCAGUUGAGGACUGGGCUCACAGGGACAUCAGGAAGAAACGCAUGCAUUUUUAGUAGUCUGAGUAAGGUUGUGGAAAAGGUACCUAUAGAGAAUUUUAACCCACUUUCUAUCCAAAAGCAUUUUGUAGAAAAUGGCCCCAAAGGAUGCUUUCUGCUGCCCCCCCCCCCAGAAACAUCCAUCUCCAGGCCACUGUGUCAACCGCCGCAGGCACUGAGAGCCGUUGGGAGAGGGCCAGCAGCAGCUCCCGGGGUGGGGAGGGGUGGGAGGACCCCCAUCCACUGCAGCACCAGCCAAACUGUAAGCAAGCAGCCAUAGGAGACAGGAGUUAACCUGGAGAUCUGAGGGGGCUAUCGGUCAUUAUAAAGGGCUUGGAUGUCACCUUGCCAACACAGGGCCCCCUCGGCCCGGCAGCCAUGGGCUCCUGUCACCCCGGCCCUGUGCUCAACACUAGAAAGAGCUCUCCUGCUUGAGUGGAGCUGAUAAAACCUCUUCAGUGGUAACGAGAGAGAAGUGUGAAGUCAAGCUGCCAGCAGUCCUCCUGUUCAGAAGGGACAUGCUGAAAGAGCCAGACCAAACAGAUAACAUAGACCUUAAAAAAAAAACCCAACAGACCUUUAAUUGGUGGCAAGAUCCCUGGUUUGUCUUCUAAAAUUGAAAUCGAAAUGUUCAGCCUGAGCUUGACUCUGGAGCUCUUGGCAAGAAUGACUUUUGUCACUUGACAAUAGUUAUGAUGUCCAGCCCUGCAAAAUGUUUGGUCUGUCUUUUCAGUGUAUUUGUGUGGCGAUGCCUGUAAAUGCCAGAAUCCGCUUUCUUGCUGCCGCCAACGGCUGGCAACCACAGAGGCCAUGACGAGGUACCUCCUGGCUGCCAGCUGCUGGGAAAGGUCUAUGCCGCAACAAGCUACAUGAGCUCCAAGUGCUGAUGAAAUGUGACUGCUCCCAUCACCUGGAGCUUCCAAAACUGGGAUGUCAAGAAGGAAGGUCAGUGCUGACGUGUUAAGACUGCUUGCCUCUCUUCCUGAGACUAAAAACUACACGUACUCACUACACUGACAAAGAAAUCCUAUCUGAUAAUGUAGCCCACUGACAAAAUUUAAAGCCUCAGUUACCCUAACCAAUAUGUAGCUUUUAAUUUGCAUCAAAACUUUUACAAAAGAUGUUUUGCUAUUAUGUUUCUAUAUACUUUAAAAAUGUUCAUUUUUACAAAUAAGGAAGUUGAACAGGACAGCUUAAGUUAGAGUCACUGACAUACUAGAAAUACUGAUAGCCUCUGUUCUCCACAUUUAGCUUUCAAAACCAAAUGAGCCAUGUAUGAACAAGUUGAGAAACUUAAUUUUUUUAAUGUUUUGUUUGCAGAGUUUUAUAUCCAUUAAGUGCCUUUGAAAGCUUCCAGUUGUGUGGGCUGCUAUCUCACCUCCCACAAAUUAUCUCAUAUGGUGCUAAAACUUCAAAACUGAGGAGGGCUACAGGAUCCCAGCAGAUUCCUGGUCACCCAUGUCAUGUGUUUAGGUCAAGGCUUCCCAAAGGAAAGACAUUAGUUACGUGCUUGGGAAACAGUAGCUAUUUGAAGUUGAGCAGCAAAGAAACUUAGGUUCAGGUGUUGGAAGAUGGGUGGGUAGAGUGGGUUUCAUUAUACUGCGUGCCAAACCCACAACAUCCAAAACAUUUCAAAUAAAACAAAACUCUACUACAAAAUAGAAGAAGAAGGGGGGAAAAAAAGCUUAAGUAGGUCCAGGAAGAUGAGCUGAUUUAUCCUACUGAAUCUAAAAUGGUAAUAGAGGAGGUGCCUGGAGGCUGCGCUGGGAGGGCCACUCCCAGAGUGGGGUGGACUUGAUUCCAGUGGUGUGCUUCAGGUGAACGGUACAGGUCAAGUCUGGAUUCAAAAAAUCUCUGCAGAACAAAUUUCUAAGCCCAAAGCAGUAUUUGAUAACUCAAGAUUAUAAAACAAAAUAAUGUAGCUCAGAGUUGGCUGGAUGACAGGAUGUGACUUGGCCAAAAAAAUCAGAAUCACCCUGGACCACCUGCCAUCAUACUUGACCCUUGCUGACCACUAACAAGAGGGGCUGAUGGUGGCACGUGUGGGAAGGCAGGCUGGGGACAGACUGGGACUCUGAGCAUAUACAUUAUACCAAUUAGACCUUCUAGUCAGUGAACUGAAAUUCUGGAUCUUGAGUUACUGGCUAUUUUCAGUUGUCAGUUUAGAGGACCGGUGAAACGAAGCAUUUUCAAUUAAAUAGAUUAACAUUUACCACAGAAGUGCUUCAACAUUCUAAAUGGAUUAGAUCUCUCAUUAAGCUAUUUUUAUAUGCCAGUUUACUAAUGCCUUACAUUAAUCCACUGAUAGGUUGUUGGGCCCACAGUUAGAGUCCCUAUGCAGCCCUAAUUCUGUUUUCCGUAUCCAUGUGACUGGUGAUGCUGAGUGAUAACCACGUCUGCCUAUAUUGUACACUGACCUUUCAUACUGAUUGACUCUUGCAUUGAAAUAACUAUGUGAAGAACAAAUUUAUCAAUGAUGAUAUAUGUACACACUGUAUUUAAAGAGCAAUAGUGUCUAUGUGUCAAGAAAAGUUCUUAAAUCUGAUUUGUAAACAUUUAUAUGGUAUGAUUUUAUGUAUGUUCAUAAAUCCUGCACUGUAUUCCAUAUGUUAAAAUAUUGGUGCAUGAAUUUAUUUUCAAUUAAAGUAUAAAAAAUACA
Capra hircus (goat) is the source of this 9846-nucleotide messenger RNA. It is a transcript of the gene EML6, whose product is annotated as echinoderm microtubule associated protein like 6. The transcript is spliced from 42 exons. Lineage: Eukaryota; Metazoa; Chordata; Mammalia; Artiodactyla; Bovidae. Bases 616 to 6585 code for a protein of 1989 amino acids. The record is from RefSeq and is a predicted model, not a curated record. Gene Ontology annotation, molecular function: microtubule binding.